Molecule: messenger RNA, 330 nt
Organism: Dovyalis caffra
Lineage: Eukaryota; Viridiplantae; Streptophyta; Magnoliopsida; Malpighiales; Salicaceae
Source: the annotation of a GenBank genome assembly
AUGUCCUACGUAGCUGCUGGCUCCGCAAAUUGCAGGCGCGGUAUGCAUGCUGGUGCCCAGAAGUGUGGAUUAACUGGUUCUGCUGUAAGACUGCUUCAAGAUCAGGAGGUUGAAAAUAUCCUUCCUUUGGAGGGUUCCUUCUUUGGCUCACAUAAAAGGGUUUCUUCUUUGGUGGUGGCGGGCACACCAGAGCCGCCGACUGGUUUGCCUACUGCUGUUUUUGGUAUGUAUGCCUGCCUGUCCAUUUAUAAGAGGUCGCGCCAGCUUGCUAUGGAAGGUGUGCUGUUUGACUCAUCCAAUCGUGCGGUGGAAGCAACUAAAGGUUGCUAG